GCGAAACGUGAAUCAGUUGGCGCUGACGGAACGAAGGAGCAGGUCGAUUCGAUAUAGUGUGAAAACGGAAAGAUUUGUCGGUGCGUGUCGCCGGUGAAUGAAGCGGGCUAAUUAUUACGUGCGAUGGCCGCGUGCUACAGCGAGCAGGCAUCAUCCACCUCGGGAAACGUAACGAAAAAGUCACCUGCAGCCGCCGCGAAAUCAGUCUGCUGGCAACACAGACUGUUCGGUAAACAACUGUCGCGGUGCAGUCAGGUUAAUCAGCAAGAAACAAAACCGUGCGAUGCAAGUGGUACUCUCGUUGACGAGGAUGGCCAGCCAACUUGUGAGGUGAUCGGUGUGUACUUUAGUUUUAUUAACCCCGGUGCUACCUGCGAUGACUUUACGCGUCAGCUGCUCGAUCUUUACGCGAGUGUCAAUUUGUCGCACGCGGAAAAUGACCGAGACGCGGACAGUUCUAACAGAGAAAGAGAAAGGAAGAAAAGGUUCGAGGUCGUGCACGUGGUUCUCUGGAGUAACGUAGCCGACGUCCUCGACUUUGAAGACAGUUUUCGCACACACGUUUCGGAAUUACCCUGGUUAGCAGUGCCGAACUUAGAUUAUGAAAGAAAGACCAGACUGACUCGGAGGUACCGAAUAAAGGCCGGUGUGCCGACUCUGAUCUUAUUGGACGGUUCCAACGGCUCGAUAAUAACCAGAGGAGGUGUGGAACGAACGAUCGGUGAUCCUGGUGGAGCUGAGUUUCCUUGGAAGCCACCCCAUCCGAAGGCUGCCCUCGAAGAUGGUCCCUUGUUACCAUGCGGCGCUCGGGAUAGUAACGAACCCAUGCUGCACGAGGAGUUACGGCACUGUUUUAAGGGUGUUUACUUUAGCGCACACUGGUGUCCACCUUGUAAAGCGUUCACCCCACAACUCGUAGAUACCUAUCAGAGAAUCCGAGAGAGGGGUCAUGACUUCGAGGUGAUUUUUGUGAGUUCAGAUAGGAGCGAAGAGUCUUAUAACGUUUAUAUUGAAUCGAUGCCUUGGUUGAGGAUACCUUUUAGUCAGGAGGAGAGACGGAAAAAAUUAGCGAGAGCUCUCGAUGUACAAGCAAUACCCACUUUAGUGGUACUCGAUCCUCGGGAUAACAUUAUAACGUUGGAUGGACGAGCCGAAUUGCUAGAAGAUCCCGAAGGAUUGAAUUUCCCAUGGACCAGUCGCCUGGUGAAUAUUUUAACCGAGAAGUAUGCCACUUCGUUGCACGAUGCACCGGCGAUUAUACUUUUUGUUGAAGGUGAAGACUGCGAGAUUCAAUUCGCAGAAAGUGUAUUAAUGCCAGCUGCCCAAGCGUACAGGAAACAUAGACCUGAUUACGAUCCAAACUAUGACGAUCCUGAUGAUGUUUUACAAUUUUAUAUAGCAUUAGAUUGUGAAACGUCCGACAUUCUUCGCGAAUUUGUUGGUUUAGACGAUGCUGUCCCACUUUUAACAGCGAUUGAUAUACCUCGAGGAGUUUAUGUCGUGAUGGAGGAUGGCGCCGAAAUAACUGUAGAUUCAGUACAACAGUUUGUCGAUGGAUUUCGUAACGACAAAUUACCUACGAACAAAAUAGCUGCGACCAUGCGAAGGAAGGAGCAGUUAGGUUUUCCAUGUGGUCAUUAUACAACCACAAAAUAAAGAAGCCCCCAUCCUCUCUUCUCGAUCCUAUCUCUGUGAUACCAUUGCUCCUUUCGUAGGAAGGAUCUCGCGCAAUGUUGCGUUUGUAUUCGCACAACCCCUUUGUGGAAAUAACCAAAAGACAUGUAUUAUAAUAUCAUAGUCAAUGAAAACUGAGCGAAUUGUAUUUUUAAGUGUACACACGCACAUGUUAAUAUAUUCUAAUGUAUUACUUAAUAAACGUCAAAUGAACCACGUCAAAGGUA
Osmia lignaria (orchard mason bee) is the source of this 1901-nucleotide messenger RNA. RefSeq names its product nucleoredoxin. Gene Ontology annotation, cellular component: nucleus. The record is from RefSeq and is a predicted model, not a curated record. Lineage: Eukaryota; Metazoa; Arthropoda; Insecta; Hymenoptera; Megachilidae. Gene Ontology annotation, biological process: negative regulation of Wnt signaling pathway; negative regulation of protein ubiquitination. Gene Ontology annotation, molecular function: thioredoxin-disulfide reductase (NADPH) activity.